Synchiropus splendidus (mandarinfish) is the source of this 5858-nucleotide messenger RNA. RefSeq names its product FYVE and coiled-coil domain autophagy adaptor 1a (gene fyco1a). Gene Ontology annotation, biological process: plus-end-directed vesicle transport along microtubule; positive regulation of autophagosome maturation. The coding region runs from base 185 to 4741 and encodes 1518 amino acids. Gene Ontology annotation, cellular component: late endosome; lysosome; autophagosome. NCBI's taxonomy places the organism in Eukaryota, Metazoa, Chordata, Actinopteri, Syngnathiformes, Callionymidae. Gene Ontology annotation, molecular function: metal ion binding. The transcript has 18 exons. The record is from RefSeq and is a predicted model, not a curated record.
CAUAGUUACCAAGCACCGCCCAUUCCACCAUUUCAAUUGGUCAAUGCAUUCCUCACACGUUUCUCCUGUUGAUUCCUAAAACUGUCAGUCAAAGUUUUGGCGUUGUGCGUUACCAGAAAUGAUCCGUGUUGUUAUGGGAUUGACUGACAUUCUCUAAAGUUUGAAGUGACUCUCUGACAUAUACAUGCCAGAUGAGAUUAUGGCUACUGGACAUACAGUCGGCGAAAGUCAACUCCAAAGAAUCAUCAGAGAUCUUAACGAUGCUGUCGGCGAGUUAGCGAAGGAGUACAGGGAGAAUGGGGAGCCAAUCACAGAUGACAGCUCAAACCUUCACAAGUUCUCUUACAAACUUGAGUAUUUACUUCAGUUUGAUCAAAAGGAGAAGACCACCUUCCUCGGCACAAAAAAAGAUUACUGGGAUUAUUUCAUAGACUGUCUGGCAAAAAUCAAAGGAGCCAAUGAUGGAAUUCGCUUUGUAAAAUCCAUUUCUGAGCUGAAGACAUCGCUGGGAAAGGGCAGAGCUUUCAUUCGUUACUCACUGGUGCAUCAACGACUAGCAGACACGCUGCAGCAGUGUCUAAUGAACCAGAGAGUCACAAGUGACUGGUAUUACUCAAGAAGUCCCCUCCUGAAGACCCACCUUAACGCCGAUAUCAUCAACCACCUGUAUGAACUUAAUGAGGUACAGUUUGAUGUGGCCUCCAGAGGUUAUGAUCUCGAUGCUGCCUGGCCCACCUUCGCAAGGCGAACCAUUGGAAGUGUCAAUUCCCCUGGGCACAUGUGGAAACCGCCAAGCCGAAGCUCAAGCAUCAACAGUUUGGCCAGCAGCUAUUCCCAGCAAGCUGAGUUCCCCUGUAGUCCUGACUAUGGUCAUGGGCUUCUGAAUGAUCUCAAUGACUCUUUGCCAGCCUGCAGUGAGGACGUGGGUACUGUUGAAGAUCUCCGUCUGGAAUUGGACCAGUCUGAGCUGAAACAGCGAGAGCUUCUUGACAAGGUCCAGCAGCUGGGUGAGGAAGCUGCUGAGGCCAGAGGAGUUGUUGUGGAGCUUCAGAGGCAGCUGGAAGUGUCCCUCGCUGCCCAAGAAGAGCAACGAGGCGUGUAUCAAGAACUUGAUUCUCUGCGGGGAAGAGAAGAGAUGCUGAUAAGAGAACUGGAUACUCUGAGGACUCAGGAUGAAAUCAGGGAGGUGGAACAAAAUACGCUCCAGGAAAAGCUGGUUGCAGCUGAGAAGAAGAACAUUGAGCUCUUGGACAAGUUGGAUGGAGUUCUGAACGAGAAGGACCAGCAGACAGCAAGCUUCUUUGAUUCUGCGCAGAAGAUGCAUGAGCUCCUGGAUCAACUGAAGGUGGCUGAAAAAGGGAAGAUUGAGGCUGAAGCUAAGUUGGAUGAGAUGGUGAGACACGCACAAAGGUUAGAGGAAGAGCUAAAACUGAAGGAGACAGCGAGAACAAGCUCUGAAACAGAGCUCAAAACGUUAUUUCAGGCGACAUCCGCUGAGAAAGCUGAAUUUGAGGUUCAACUGCAGGAACAAAGCAGUGCUCUUCAUAAACUUCAGGAGAGUCUGGAUGUGAAAGAAAAUGAGGUCCAAAACCUUAUUAAGCAGAUGCAGGAGCUACAAAGAUCUAUGGAGGAGAAAGAGAAAGAGACGGAAGAGGUCAAACAAAAGUCAGGAGAGUUUGAAGAUGAAAUGCAGAGGAAACUUGCCAACAUUAAAAAAACUCUAGAAGUGGAGCUUGAAGUGGUCAAGGGCCAUCUUGAGCAGAGAGAUGUGGACUUAUCCACCAGCAGACAGACAAUUCAACAGCUAAAUGACAAAAACAAAAGCCUGAACUUAGAGCAAGCGACACUGACCGCUGCCCUUUCCCAGCUUGAAAGACAAGUUAAGGAGCAAGACUUGAAAUUAGAAGACAGUAAAACGCAGUGCACUGGUUUAAUGCAUAGCAAUGAGAAACUUUUAAAGAAAAUGAAGAAAAACGACGAGUUAAAGAAAGCGAUGGAGGAUAACAGAGCAGUUCUCGAAAAUGAAUUGGCAACUUUACGGGCGUCUGAGAAACAACUACGGGGACAGCUGGACGACACCAUGGUGACUGUGGAUGAAAAGGAAAAGAGAUUGCGUGAGGAGAAUUGCAGGCUCGAUGAGGACCUGCACAGGGCGAACAUGGCUGCAGAGGUGUCAGCUGCUGCCGCCAAGCAGCUGGAGGAGGAGAACCACACUCUGAAAGAGGAACAAGAGAAUGUGAAGGAAGCCCUAAAUCGUGUGCAGGCUAACCUAAAGAACCUUCAAACACAAAUCCUGGAUUUUGAGUGUAAACUAGAAACUGCCCAGAAAAAUGAGCUCGAACUUCAAGAGCAGCUUCAAGCAGUAAAAGACCAGUUAAAGGUGAAGGAGAUGGAUUUUCUGGAGGUUCAGUCCAUGGUUAAAGACCUAGAGGCCAAGAAAAGGGAGCUUCAGGAGGCAAAGGAAGCAGCAGAAGCAGCUUGUGCUAGACAGUCGGAAUUGAUUCAAGUGGUCACCAGCGAAAAGAUGGCCAUUGAGAAGUCUGAGCUGGAGAAAAGUGCAGUCCAAGCCAAAGAAAACCAGGAAGUGAUUGCUAGACUUAGUGUGGUCCAGGAUCAGCUGGAGAUGAGCAUGAAAGAAGUGGCCAGACUACAAGCUGAAAUCCUGGACGUCAGAGUCGCCGCUAAGAGGUCUGAGGAGGAAAAUUUGAAAUUUCAAGCACAGCUACAGGUUACUGAAGGUCAAGUGGAUGAGUUCAGGACUCUGACUGAGCAACUUAAGGUCCAGAUUGAGGAACAGAACCAGAGACAUGUAGCAGAGCUUCUGGAUUUCAAAAAGAAAGAAGAAGCCCUGUGUGAACAGCGGGACAGAGAGUUGGCUGCUCGUGCUGAGAUGUCCGCCUCUUUAACUGCCAUUCAAGAUGAAGCGAUGAGCCUGAAGGCUGAAAACAACAGACUGGCCCUUGAGAACAGCGAGACACGGGAGGUCGUGCACAGAGCAAACACUGAGAUGGCGGAGUUGGGGAUGACCAUCUGCAAACUCAAUGCAGAAAAGGAAGAAGCAAGUACACACUGGGCCACUGACGCUGCGAGGAACGAAGAACUGGAAAAAGAAGUUGAACUACUGAAAGAUCUUAGAGAAGAAGUUGAGCUGCAGAACAGCAAACUGAAAGAUGAGCUGGCGAAAACAGAGGGACAUAAACAAACCAUCAAAGAGCUUCAAGAGGAACUGGACCAGACAAAAAGCCAAAUGCAAAAAAUAAAAGACUCAAACAAGGAAGAUUUGACAGCCAUUAAAUUCCAAUUGAGCUCGGAGAGCAUGUCACACCAGGUCCAGAUGAAGAGUGUCACUGAUGCACUUGACUUGGUGAAGACGCACCUGAAGGGCGAGCAGAAGUCUGUGUCCAGUUUGACGUCAAGAGUGUGUGAAUUACAGGUAGAAAAUGAGAAGUACCUGCAACUAAAUGCUGAAAAAGAUGCCCACAUCACAAAAACAGAAGAAAGAAAUCGCAAAAAUGAGGCAGAAAUUCAACACCUGUCUGAUGCUCUGACCAGCGCUCAAGACGCUGGCUUGGCUUUGCAAAGUUUUUGUGAGGAAUUGAAGCAGAAACUGAACACGACUGAGACUGAGAAAACAGACCAGCACAUGCAGUUUGCAGCUGAAAUUGAUGACCUUAAAAGGACCAAGAGCUACCUGGAGGAGCGGCUUAUUGAGCUGAUAAGAGACAAAGAUACACUUUGGAAGAAGUCAGAUGCUCUGGAGUUCGAGCAGAAGCUGCGAGCGGAGGAACGCUGGUGGUUGGUAGACAAAGACGUCACACACUGUCUCGGCUGCCAGAGUCAGUUCUCCUGGUGGAUGCGCCGACAUCACUGCAGGCUUUGUGGCCGGAUAUUCUGCUACAACUGCUGCAGCAACUAUGUCAUCCUCAACAGCAGUGCAAAGAAAGAGCGAUGCUGCAAGGACUGUUACGCUCAACACAGUGCAGUGGUGGAGAGAUUGGCAGAGGCCGAUCUGAGUUCAUCCGACAUGUCUGAGAGUUUUCUCUCUGACGCCAGUCUUCAGCAGUCCCCGGAGCCUGCCCCUGAUAAACCCCCUCCUCAGGUCCCUGUUUCAGACUGCAGCAGAUCUGAUGAUGGCACGUAUGACAUCAUCACUGAGGAGGAAGUGAAUGGAGUCUAUGACAGCGACGCCACAUCACAAACCACAGGUGGCUCGUUUGAAGGAGACAGACCGACGCCCGGAUCGCUGGAUAUUGGGAUUGGAGACGGUCCGCAGGAUGAGAGUGAAGAAAGUUGUUCCUCUGUCCAAGAUUCUGAGACCAACCUCCUCAAAUCUGGAGAGAUUACGGCGACUGUCCCACUGAGUGUACGGGAUUUUGCACAGUUUGGGGACAGUUCCCGUGAACUCUUCAUCAAAUCCAGCAGUUACAGCGUGGUAAAUGUAGCCAUGGACGACUGCGGCUCCACCAUCAGCUGGAUGUUUUCCUCAGAGCCCAAAAGCAUUUCCUUCAGUGUGGUCUACCAGGAGUCUGCUGACUCUUCAGCAGAACAGUCGAAGGUCCUGAUUCCGCUCACUCGCUGCAGUUCUCAUAAAGAGACUAUCCGUGGCCAGUUGAAAGUCCGAAAUCCAGGCAUCUACAAAUUUAUCUUCGACAACUCCUUCUCACGGUUUGUGUCCAAGAAAGUUUUCUACCAUCUUACCAUGGAGAAGCCGGUGAUCUAUGACGGAAGUGACUUACCAUAACUCCACCGUCAUAAAAACAUCAGUGUUGAGAUUACACCAUUGAAUCGAAUGGAAAAUGUCCUUGUCGUUGUUAUUUAUCUUACUAACACACUAGGUCUGAUAUUGAUGUGUGAUGAUGUGUGCUGGUGUUGUGUGCGUGGCCUGAUGAAGUGUUAAGACUAGAAAGCGACAAGUGAUUACAGUCUGCCGUCCUCUGUUCAGUAGAUGAAAAGUAAAAUUCGUAGACAGUGUUUCCUCGAGAUUCUGUUACAGUUAUGGACUGCAAAACCCGUGAGCAAUAUCAAUGAUUGUUUUAUGUCUCCUCCAAGUAAAAUUCUUCAGAGGUUUUUAGAAUUUCUUUUACUGCAUUUCCUUGUUUUCGUAUUGAGUCUAUUUUUAAAUGUACUGAACAGUCAUGAUGUCGAUUCUAUCGCUGGUCUGGUGGCAAUAUUUGCACUAUGCCACCAUAGUAAAAAAAAAAAAAACACUUCACGUCUCAGGAUUCAAGUUUUGCAGUUCAAAUCGUAUUGGAAUUUGCAUUUUUGUGUGUUUUAAAAACUGUUUUUAGUUCAUUGUAUUGUGAAUUUUAGUUUUAGAAUGUAAACAAUGACAAGUGCCUAAACACGUGACUCUCGACAAAGAUGUUCAGUGAGCGAAACACUGCAUGUCUGCUACUGUGUCACCACGGUGCCUACUCACUCUUACUGAUAACUAUGUAGACAAUCUGAAUAACCAAAACACUACUGUAUUGCAGUGGGUCUGUCUAAAAGCUAGAAUCAUGGCAUCAAUUUCAGCACCUGACAUUUUGCUUCAUGCUUUGUUAAAAAGGAAACAGUUUUGCAACACUAAUAAGGGUUUUUUCAUGGGUUUUCUAAAUGUCAUCAUUUAUUUUUUCAAUUUUAUAUUUGAGAUAGGUGAAUUGGUGCACUUUUUAUGCAAAUCUAUAUAUUUUCCUCGCACGCCAGCUGUUGUGUAACCCAUGCCGGUAAAAUGAUCUUUGUCAACUGUUUUGCACGGAGAGAUGUGGUUAAUGUUGAAGGAUAUAUUGCAGAUGGAAAAUAAAAGCCAUUAUUGUGACAGCAAACACAAUGUGACAGGAAGGUUGUCCAUCUGGUGAAUAAAAAAAUAUGCAAGUGGA